Molecule: messenger RNA, 3900 nt
Organism: Leishmania mexicana MHOM/GT/2001/U1103
Lineage: Eukaryota; Euglenozoa; Kinetoplastea; Trypanosomatida; Trypanosomatidae
Exons: 1
Coding region: 1-3900 (1299 amino acids)
Source: RefSeq, a predicted model, not a curated record
AUGGAGCCCGAAACGUGUGAAGCCGCGGCAGCUGGGUCAGAGUCGCCACCACAGGCGCAUACAAUCCGCGACCCCAUCGACCUUCGGCAGCAGCUGGCGAACCCCUCGUCUAACAACGACUCAUACCGUCACAGUCUGCGGGCAGAGGAGCAGAACCGCGGCGUUUUGAGCUCGUUGCCGUCAUCGGCGAACGCAUCCGCCUCAACAUACGGGCCAGGGCAGGUGGACUUUGGCGUCUCAAAAGCACACACAGCAGCGUUUCAGCAGCCGCAGGGACGCGCUGAACACACCCUGAAAGGCAGCUCAAACCACGCCAACUCCAAGGUUCCGCCGCAGCGCAUGCAAGGCUCCACGCCACUGACCCCACCCCCGGCAACGCCUACGGUGAAGACGGUCAACUGCAUCUACACCCCGCUCCGCCUCGACUCGCAGCUCCUCGCAUCCCCAUGGUCAGGAUACGGGUGGCCAGCUGUGCAGGCGCCAUCACCCACGCGCGCGGGAGGGGCUUCGGCCGCAGUACCGCUAGCCUCAUACUGGAGCACCAACUUGAGCCCGAUGCCUUACCCACCGGGAUCGCCGACGGCCCACAACAGCGGCUGCCGUAUCAUUUCUCCCUCUAUACAAUCUCUUCGACUAAUGCCGCCACAUCAGCAGCAUGGCAAUGACGGCGCCUCGCCGGCGCAGCUGAGCUUUUCGAACUUAGGUCACGAGAACAGCUUCCUUGCAGCAUCCUCGUCCUUCGCCUCCCCUGCGAACCUUGGAGUCGUGCAUUCCACCAUCCUUGACGCACCGCUGCAAGUUUCGCUCAUGCCGCCGCCGUGCCGCGGAGACCGGUCGCUCUGCAGCUUCGGCAACUCUAUUAUGCAGUCCGCCCCCUUCACCCACACGCUAUGGACGUCGACCUCGCGUGGUCGCUCCAUCUAUCAUGAUGCAAUGAUGGAGCUGUCGCACCACAAGAGCGAGGUGGACAACCCGCUAGCCGCUGUGGUCGGCGGUGCUUCUUACGGUCACGACACGAACCCAAUCAGAGGCAGCGGUAUCACCACCUCGUUCGGGGAUGUGGCGGCCGCUAGCGGGCCAUCCAACGCGCAUCUGUGCAACUUCGCUGUUUCGGCCUCGAGCGAGGAUGUGUCUGUCAGCAACACAGAGAUACUGGUCGGCAUGGGGAACGUGGACUGGCGGCGUGUCGAGCGGCCUUCGCCGGGGAAUUCGUCUUUGGUGGAUCAGCUGACCGUACAGUUAGGCAUCCAGCGAACGGGAUCACUUGGCAGCCACACAAACACUCUCGACAAUGAUGGCGAAGAUAUCGAUUUCGGUGAGGAGGGAGAGGAAGGCAUGGAGAAGGCCCGGCAGAGCUUCAACAGGACACCCGAGGCAUUGGCCUCCACGGGGCGGGGCACGCAAGCUGCGGUCGCCGUUGCCACCGCAGCGGACCUGGGGGAGGCGACUUCGCAGACCUUUGGGGAGGCACACGUGCCGGCGCCGCUCGAACACACCGCGCGCCAUGAGGGGGCGAAGGGCAAGGAAGGUGGCCUCUCAUUCCCAGUGUCUACACUCGCUUACAGUGACGAUUCUAGCACGAUGGCUGCGGCUGCUUCGGUCACGGCGCUGUCCCGUGGCAGAGCGGGCGAGAUCGCGACUCCACUUGUGAACCUUCCCCUCCGCCCAAGUAUUGGGCCGACGUCUCCUGCAAGCGCUUGUGCUGUUGCAACGGCUGGCCAUGCCAUUCACGACCUCCAUCUCUUCACACCGUCGCCCGUCGACCAAGGCGUGCACGUGUUCGGCGCCACGCGCGGCAGCGCCACUCGCAACAGUCCCUCAGAACAGAGCACCUCCACCCUGAGCCUCCUCCCCGCUGUCGGGGUGUGGCAGGCCUCGCCGGCGAUCACGUCAGUGUGGCAGGCCUCGAAUUUCACGCCGACGACGGCGCCUAACACAGCGCACACACUGCGCGACCUACUAGAGAUGCUCCGCCUGCUUCAGAGCGACAUCGACAACGUAGGCAAUCAACUCUCCGUGUGCGAGCAGAUGGUGCGCCGUUGGAUCAGAAGCACACUGAGUAUGUUGCUGCUACUCACCACUGAGCUGACGCACAGCGUCGCCCUUGCGGUAAUGGAGGCGUCGGCGGGCGCGGCGGAUCAAGCGGCCACGUACACGCGACUUCAAGUAGACAUUACUGCUGCAGUCGCGUCGUGUGAUGACCCGCUGCGCGCGACCAUGGAUGCUUUAAAGCGAGAGCAAGAGAACCUGGAGCCGGUGCUGCUAACGACCAUGCUGGCACGGGGUGCUAUCGCGUCGCUUCUACAAUUUUUGGAAAGGCCCUACGUGACUGCCAGGACGCAGAGCGGCACAACCACCGCUACAACAAGGAUGCCAAACGGCAUGUGCGCGCCGUCAAAACAGUGCGGCGGCCGGGGUGCCUAUGGCCCGGCCGCCCCGGCCGUGACGCCGCUCACGCCAGAGCGCAUCGAGGAUCUGAUGGACAGUAAAAUCCUGCGAGAAGAGCUAAACACCAACUGGCCGCAAUUCACGUCGACAUACAACCGCCAGGCUCUGCGCUACCUCUGUCUACGCGUGCUCAACGUCGCUCUGAGCCGGGACGGCUACAGUGCCGGUGACGUCGCUACAGAGCAGCAGGGCUGCCGCACCACCACCGGAGCAGACGCACCUGCUACUUCGUCCACCGCUCUGGAGACGGCUGUGUCGGCGUGGGUGGAAGAGCAGGUGCUUCAGUGGACCGCGCAGCACCCCGCCAUCACCCUGCAGAACCGUCAUACAACCUCUACCAACUCCACGCUCGACGAUGCCGACGGGGCGGCCGUUCGCGAAGGUCUGUGCCGGGAGCUUCCGUCCUUCGAGCACAUUGCAGAGGUCUUCAGCGUCUUCCGCGACAGUGAGGGCUGGCGGUGGUGGUACAACCUUCUCGCCGACGCCAUGUCGUGCAACUUGCACGUGCGCGUUAACAGGCGCAUCUACGAUUACUUCGAGAAGCAGCUCAUGGACUCGCCGGCGGCGCCAGACGUGGCGGUGCGGACUGCGUUGUCGUGCCACGAGGUGACGGUGGAGGAGGUGGAAGCGGAACUUGAGAAGGUUGAGAGUAGGCUAUCCGCCAUGGAGGAAAGCGGCAAGACGCAGCGCGUCAACAUUCUUCAGCACAUUCUGCGCCGCAUCUUUGUUCUCAGCUUGGUCUCCUCGGUGCAGCGGACGCUUGGCAAGGACACGCCCGUAUUGGAGUCACAGCUUGCCACCUAUGUGCAGCUGCAGCGCAAGUCGCUGGAGGAUGUGGAGGCACAGCUGAGCGCGCAUCAUACAGAGUGCACUGCUCAUGCCAAACACAUCCGCACGUUUGUGUCGCUCUUCCCGGAUACUGCAAGUGCGGCACAGGCGCCAUCCCAGUCGAAACCGUGGGCACUCGGCAAGAGCGCUGCCAUAAGUGGCGUGCGCACGCACGCGAAUCAACCGCAACACGGCCUUUUCUCGCGCCCAUCACCAUAUCUCCAGGCAGAUGAUACGCUCCUCCAGUGGAACUGUCCGAACGUCGCGUCACUCGCGGUGCUUCUCACUCGUCCGCGGCCUGGCAGUGACGCUAUGGAGCGCAGCGAAGGCCUCCCUGCAGCGACGGCGGCGGACGCGAACAUGGAGGGCAGCGAAGAGGAUCGCACGCGUUCUGCAGCGGCAUUAGCUCGCGAUGUCGCAACGCGGUCGGUGGCGACAGUGCAGAGCCUCUGUGCGCUUCUGCAGUCUGGCGUGGACGUCGCGGGGUCGCACCCGGCGUACUGCGCCUCGCCAGCAAAGAUGGCUGCGCCGUCGACGCGGGCGCUUCGCCGCCUGCAAGCUUCCCUUUCUGAGGCCAAUCAUUGCAUUCAAGUGGCCAUAACCUCUCUGCGCAUUGUCGACUGA